AUGGCUUCUACCUCCAUAUUCCACGCCUAUCCACAGCUACGUACUGCUGCACCGCGGCUCUCACGACGUCUCUUCGCAUCGUCUUCGCCGUGCCUGCAUGCACCCAUUCGAUGCACUUGGGCCGCCGCACGAGGCUCCUCUGCACCCCGGCCCUCCGUCGCACAGUCCGUCAGAUGGAAGUCGACACAGCCAUUGCGGAGUAGCGCCACCAUCAUCAAUAACACAUCCAAUGCGGAAAGCGCGAUACUGGCCCAAGCUGCAACCCACAGCGCCCCCAAGUCGAGCAGCUUCCCAGAUACAAAUUCCAAGAGCGUGGCUUACUGGCUGCUGGGCAGUGCAGCCAGUGUCUUUGGCAUUGUCGUCUUCGGGGGACUGACUCGUCUCACCGAGUCAGGAUUGAGCAUCACAGAAUGGCGACCCGUCACAGGCUCGCUAUGGCCCAUGGAUCAGGCCACUUGGGAUAGCGAGUUUACCAAAUACAAGUCGUCACCAGAGUUUGCUCUUCUCAACUCGAGUAUGACCAUGUCAGACUUCAAGCAAAUCUAUUUCAUGGAGUGGGCGCAUCGCCUGUGGGGCCGAGUCAUUGGCAUCACCUUCCUCUUGCCCACCGUCUACUUCAUUGCCCGUAAGAGAGUUACGCCGACCAUGGCGUUGAAGCUCACAGGUAUAUGCGGCAUGAUUGGCUUCCAAGGUUUUAUUGGCUGGUGGAUGGUCAAGAGUGGGCUCAAGGACGAUCUUUUCGCUCCCGGUAGUCAUCCACGUGUUAGUCAAUAUCGGUUGACGGCUCACUUGGGUGCUGCCUUCACUGUCUACUGCUCCAUGGUGCUCACGGGUCUCUCCAUUUUAAAGGAACACCGAAUGCUUGCCAACCCCACCAGCGCUGCUGAGACGAUCAAAGCCUUGCAGCAUCCUGUUCUUCGUGUCUUCAGACGUUCGGUCGUCGGCCUCGCCCUCCUUGUCUUCACUACUGCCAUGUCAGGUGCGCUCGUCGCUGGUCUCGAUGCUGGUCUUAUCUACAACGAAUUCCCCUGGAUGGGUCUUGGCCUGACACCACCUAAGAAAGAGCUCUUCGAUCCCUUCUACAGCCAUGUGCCAGAUCAGUCUGAUCUCUGGUGGCGCAAUAUGCUCGAGAAUCCUUCGCUCGUCCAGCUCGACCACCGCCUACUGGCCACCACUACCUUCACAGCCGUCAUGUCCCUCUUUGCUUACACUCGCUUUGCCAAGGGUGUCCGCAGCACUCUUCCCAAGGAUGUCAAAAAGGGCGUUCAGGGCAUGGUUCAUCUUGUGUCCCUCCAAGUCGCACUUGGCAUCAGUACAUUGAUCUACAUGGUGCCGACCUGGUUGGCGUCCGCACACCAGGCUGGUGCCUUGGCUCUCCUCACCGGUGCUGUGGUGCUUUACAGCAGAAUCUCGCUGCCUCGUCGCGCUAUCAUGCGCCAGAUCAUGAAGGCGCCAACUCCCAGGAGUACCACCACACCUCACAUAAACGCUCGUCUCGAAGCCGCAAAGGCAGCCGAAAAAACCUUGUAA
Plenodomus lingam JN3 is the source of this 1530-nucleotide messenger RNA. RefSeq lists its product as uncharacterized. Gene Ontology annotation, biological process: heme A biosynthetic process. Gene Ontology annotation, molecular function: oxidoreductase activity, acting on NAD(P)H, heme protein as acceptor. The record is from RefSeq and is a predicted model, not a curated record. Gene Ontology annotation, cellular component: mitochondrial inner membrane. NCBI's taxonomy places the organism in Eukaryota, Fungi, Ascomycota, Dothideomycetes, Pleosporales, Leptosphaeriaceae.